This is a messenger RNA of Eleginops maclovinus (Patagonian blennie), 2071 nucleotides long. RefSeq names its product major facilitator superfamily domain containing 13a-like (gene mfsd13al). NCBI's taxonomy places the organism in Eukaryota, Metazoa, Chordata, Actinopteri, Perciformes, Eleginopidae. The transcript is spliced from 7 exons. The record is from RefSeq and is a predicted model, not a curated record. Bases 310 to 1776 code for a protein of 488 amino acids.
UCCGUAGACAGAAAUGUGCCAGACGGACUGUUGACUGUUGAGUUGUUCCUAAUGACAAAGCUUCAGGAAACAUUUACUUACGGGAAGAAACAUUGUUUAAACUGAACAUCCGGAAAAUGUGACUCCGCAAGCUUAGUACCGAGCCCUUUUUUUGCUCUGGAAUUAUUGAGUAGCCUACCAUUGUUGCUAUUAGCAGUCAUUUGUAGACAUGCUAAAUAACAGCGUAACAUAGUUAUUAAAAGCAACAACCUUUCUUUGCUCCAGCUGCUUAGACCUGCAGGUAACUUGGUUGUUACCACCUGAGCUGUCAUGGCCAUGGAGGGGAAACCUGCUUCCGGAAACAGGAAUGUACUGCGUGUUCUAAUAUAUUUUGGGCUCAAACCUGCAGCUGUGGCUUAUGCCAUGACUACACUGGGGUCUUGCAUGAUAAACAAUAUAUUCAGCUUCUACUAUGUCAAACUUUUUCUCAAUAAGUACAAGAUAUCAGAGGGAGCAUUCCACCAAUCACAAGUGGUGUACAUGGUGUGGAAUGCAAUCAAUGACCCUCUAUUUGGAUACCUGCAAGAUAAUUCCAGGGUUCCCUGCUGCUCUCAGCGACGUCUCUCCAUCCUGUAUGGCGCUCCCCUGUACGCACUGGCUUUUCUUAUAGCCUGGUUCCCAUGGCAGACUUACGCCCCCGGUGACUGGCUGAGUGGCGUUCACUUGACAGUGUCGCUGUGUGCUUUUGACGCAAUGCUGACUUUUGUGCUGCUGGCACAAUGCGCGUUAUUUGCAGAGAUUUCGGGGCAUCAUCAGAGUCGAAUAAGACUUGUGAAGUACAGCCAGGUGGCUUCUCUCAUUGGUUCCUCAAGUGUCCUCUUCUGUGGUGUUAUUUCCAAGAACAUGGAAGACUUUGCAUCCUUUCAAUCCUUCUCAGUGCUGGUCGCCAUCCUGAGCUGUGGCUGCAUGCUCUACACAGGCUUCCACAGCGAGAGCCGCUUUGACCAAGUAUCUGAAUCAGAUGCAGGGGGAUCUGCUGACCAGAAUUCCCAUCAAUCCGCAGUGUCCUUCUCCAUGUUAAAAUCUUUGACGUGGCAAAUUCUGAGCAACAGGGACUUCCAGCUUUUUGUGUUCAUGAACUUCUUCCAGGUGUUCGUGUUGGCUUUUUUUAAUAACUUUACCAUGAUCUUUACUGAGCACCUGAUUCCUCCAGAUGUGCUUCCAUCACUUGCCAAGAGCAUCAUGUACGGAGCGGGAUUCAUCUGUCCACAGCUGUUAGUAUUAAGCUGUCAGAGUCUGCUCCACAGUCUCGGCUACUACAGGAUCAUCCUCUACACCUUCUACAUGCAAUCUGGAAUGGCGGCUGUCAUGCUCGCACUCGGUCCUCAGCACUAUUAUAUCCUGGCUUUUUUCCUCACUGUUAAUAUGGUCGUUAUCCAAGCAGCCUUCAGUCUCUUUGGCUUGCCUUUGGCUGACAUCAUUGACAAAGACAUGCAGAAAUACAAGCGCAGUUCCCCUCUCUCCUCCAUGGUGUUUGGGACAAAUGCUCUGUUCACGAAGCCGGCUCAGUCUCUGGCCCCAAUGAUAGUGCUGAAUAUCCUCAACCAGUUUGGAUAUGAACACUUGAAGGAUGCAGAAAGGGAUUCAAAUCCAAGUGCCUGGGGGAGCCUCCACAGUGUCAUGUUCUACUUGGUGUGUCUGGUGCCCCUAUGUGUUGCUGCGCUGCAAGUCCUUUCUUGGAGGCUUUUUUCCAUACGCAGCAGUCACACAGUUGACACAAAGUACCUCGAUAACUGACUUCAAUAUUUUCAGUGUUCAUAGCUGCGGUUGAUCUUUCAUCAGGUGGAAUUUGGGGAACAUCUUUUUGUGUGAGAUUAUAUUUGGGAGAAUUUGGGUUUUUACUGAACAUUACUUAAAACACAGCUGUAAAGCAUCUGUGUUUGCUGACAGGUAACACCAACAAGACACACUGUCAAUCAUAAAUGUAUUUGAAGAGGUGAAAAUAUAACCUUUAAAACACUUUCUGGAGAAGUGGACCAAACAUACUACAAUUGUAAUGUUAAUCAGGAAGUCAAUAAAGGAAAAAGAGACA